AGGCGAAGGAAGAGUGUGUGGUUGUAAGUGUUAUUAGGUUUCGAAUGACUGCCGCUAAUAGACUCCUGCUCCAUUGGAUCUGUGCUCGCUUAAUUUUUUUAGUCGCGUCGUGUUUGAUAUUGUGCGUGUAGCUUGAUACCGAAUACAAUACAACAUUACUUUAGUCGAGAGUAGUCUCGCCGAAUACUGUGAAGUACAUGAAGUUAACCUUAGGAGAGUUACCAAAGUAUAUUUGCAGUAGAGUAUCGGAAAGAAGCAUUUAUUAUCAAUGGCAGAUACGGAAUACUCAGACGGCAUCAAUGACAUUGUGUAUUGUAGUGAGGAGAAGCGUGUUGCCGUUUGCUCCAAUGACAUGUCUGUGGAGAUUUGGGAGAAAGCGAUGAGUGUACCAGGACAAAAAAGAACAGAAUGGUUUCCGAUUACAUCUUGGAAGGCACAUUCUAAACCAAUCCGAAGAGCUACUUGGGCCCCGCGUAAGUAUGGAACGGUUCUGGCAACGUGCUCUUGUGAUGGAACUGUAGCUGUCUGGGAGGAAAAAAUCACAAAUGCUAAAAUAAACCUUUAAACAGUGACUUUAAAAACAUAUUUCCAUGACACUCGCGCAGCAUUACAACGUAAAGUUUGCCCCCGA
This is a messenger RNA of Gryllus bimaculatus (two-spotted cricket), 631 nucleotides long. NCBI's taxonomy places the organism in Eukaryota, Metazoa, Arthropoda, Insecta, Orthoptera, Gryllidae. The record is from the annotation of a GenBank genome assembly.